AUGUAUACAUCAGAACCAGACGCGCAAGAAUCGUCAGGACUACCAUGGGGAGUGACGGUGACGCCGUUCGCCACCAACGACGAGAAAGGCAACUCGCCGUUGUAUGGAUCCGGCGGAGACUUAAUCCCUAGAACGCUAAAUGGCUUACCGUCUGAGACGAUUGCGAGGCAUGCUAAUCCGGAAUCGUCUUCGGAGACGAUGUCGUCGUUUAUCGAUCUGGAAUUGCCUUAUGCACCUAAUUACCAAUUACGUGGUGUUGAACAAGUCUCUCCAAACACUGGAACAAAGAGAUAUAUUCCAGAUUCACCCUCUUCGUUGACGCCAGCAGAGGGAAUGUUAUUCGACACAGUUGAUGACGCGUAUAACUUUUAUAAAACUUACGCAGAAGCGGGAGGUUGGACCGUAAGGAAGGGCACACCGCACGAGAACCGUGGUAUUGUUAUAAACAAGUACUUUUUUUGUUCAAAGGAGGGUCAAAAAGACUUUCGACCGGUUGAUACCUUAGUCGAACAGUUGUCUGAUAGGUGGGUACGUAGGGUACCAUCCAAAAGGACCGGAUGCCAAGCUGCGAUCAGAAUAAAGCUUACCGAUGCUAAGAAGUAUUUGCUGUAUCAUUUUAUAGAGGCGCACAACCAUGAUUUUGUGCAUCAAGAAGAUUUACAUCUUCUCAAGGAAAACAGGGGUAUUAAUCGUGCUCACGAAGAGAUGAUAAACAAGAUGUCACAUCUCAACAUUGGUCCUGUUCGUGCAUUUAACAUUAUGAAGGAAGUGUAUGGUGGGUUCGACAAAGUCGGUGCGACCAAAUUCGAUUUUAAAAAUUUCAAGAAAGAAUUAAAUCUUUUUAUCGGAGAGUUUGAUGCGGAAAUGUUUGUUAAGCGACUGAUGAGGAAAAAGGAGUUUUUACCGAACUUCUCUUGUGAAUAUGAAACGACAGACGAAGGUGUGUUGAAGUGUAUUUUUUGGGCCGACGAGGAUAUGAAGAGAAAUUAUUAUAUGUUUGGGGACGUUAUAUCAUUUGAUGCUACCUACAAGCGUAACAAGUAUAACAUGAUGUUUGUCCCUUUCACUGGGAUUGAUAAUCAUAAUAGGAACGUGACACUUGGUGCUGUAAUUCUCGGUUCUGAAACGGCAGAGACGUAUAGCUGGUUACUUAGGGCGAUCAAGAACGCAUAUGGGUACGCGCCUCCUGUAAUCGUUACUGACCAGGACCCUGCGAUGAAAAAGGCUAUAGCGGAUGUUUGGCCUGAGUCGAGGCAUCGGUUAUGUAUGUGGCAUAUCAUGGAUAAACUCACUACUAAGGUCGGGGCUGCCCUAUGUUCAAAUACAGAUUUCAGGAAAAUAUUGUCUGCAGUUGUUUGGACUGAUUCUCUAUUGCCCGAAGCGUUUGAGGCUGAAUGGCAGCUAUUAUUCAUGAUUUCGGUUUAA
Molecule: messenger RNA, 1425 nt
Organism: Helianthus annuus (common sunflower)
Lineage: Eukaryota; Viridiplantae; Streptophyta; Magnoliopsida; Asterales; Asteraceae
Product: protein FAR1-RELATED SEQUENCE 5-like
Exons: 5
Coding region: 1-1425 (474 amino acids)
Biological process (GO): regulation of DNA-templated transcription
Source: RefSeq, a predicted model, not a curated record